Molecule: messenger RNA, 2568 nt
Organism: Lingula anatina
Lineage: Eukaryota; Metazoa; Brachiopoda; Lingulata; Lingulida; Lingulidae
Product: adenosine deaminase 2
Biological process (GO): inosine biosynthetic process; adenosine catabolic process
Molecular function (GO): adenosine deaminase activity
Source: RefSeq, a predicted model, not a curated record
UCGACAAGAGGUCAGGUUGUGAGAAUUACAGCAAGCUUACUUUUCGUUAGACAUUUUAGGUGGCGGAUAUUCGCGAUCUUUCUUCCAGCAAAUCAAGCACUAUGUUUUAUGUAUUACAUGUGCUACUUUGGGUGAUAACAUGUUAUUGUAUCCAUCCAUCAAUCGCUGUGAACAAUGGCACAUAUUUACAACAGAGGGCAAAGCUGUUACUGACAGAACACUCUAUGCGAACAGGAGGGAAAAUAGAAUUGACAGACAAGGAAAAGACUGUCAACACGGUCCUGAUGAACCACAAAUCUGAAGAAAUCCGCCAUGGCAAAAAAACCGGCUUUUAUCCAGCCGCCCUACAUUUUUUCUAUUCCAAAGCAUAUAUUGAAGAUAGUGAAAUAUAUGAUAUUGUAAGGAGAAUGCCAAAAGGAGCAGCUCUCCAUCUGCACGAUGUGUCUUUGGUUGAUGUACAAUGGCUGGUGAAGAAUGCCACUUAUAGACCCCACGCUUGCAUGUGCAACAACACAAAAACAGGAAUCCUCCAUUUUCGGUUCUUCACUUCUAUACCAUCUAAUCCAGAUUGCCCUUGGAAAACACUGGAGUCAUGGAGACUAGCUUAUGGAAAUACUACAGAGUUUGAUGAAGUACUGUACAGACAUAUGACCCUAAAUGUACCAGACCCGCACAAAGCAUAUCCAACUCAAAACAUUGUCUGGCAAAAGUUUCUAGAUGCUCUAGAUUCAGCUACAGGUCUAAUCAUGUACGCUCCAGUAUUCAAGGAUUACUUCUAUGAGGCCCUAAAAGAGUUUUAUGAAGACAAUGUACAGUAUAUUGAAGUCAGGUGUUUGCUCUCAGAGGUGUAUGAAUUGGAUGGCACUACCCAUGAUAAAGAUUGGAUAGUAGAGACUUACAGUGAAGUUGCAGAAAAAUUUGUCAAGGAUUUUCCAGAUUUCUCAGGAGCAAAAAUUAUUUAUUCUGUGAUCAGGAAUGUUCCAAAAGUGGAUGUUGGAUUGGCUGUCAAGGAAGCCAUUAGGUUACAUCAGAAAUAUCCAAUGCAUUUUGUUGGUUUUGAUCUGGUAGGACAAGAAGAUCCAGGUCAUCCAUUGCUUUAUUACCUCAAUGAAUUGCUGUAUCCGUCACAGCAGAACCCACCUAUAGACCUUAAGUAUUUCUUUCAUGCUGGGGAGACUGACUGGGAAGGAACCCAUAUAGACAAUAAUUUAAUUGAUGCAUUACUUUUGAACUCUUCACGUAUUGGCCAUGGUUUCGCUAUCACCAAACAUCCUGAGGCUUUAGAAUUGAUCAGGGAAAAGGAUGUGCCUCUAGAAGUCAAUCCCAUUUCUAAUCAGGUUCUAGGUCUGCUUGAUGACCUUAGAGUUCACCCAGCUUCCUUCUUGCUAGCAAAUGGCUACCCUGUCGUGAUUAGUUCAGAUGACCCCUCAGUAUGGGGUGCUACUGGUCUAUCUGAUGAUUUUUAUGAAGUUUUCAUGGGUGUAGCUGGGGAGAAUGCUGAUCUUGCAACUAUGAAGCAACUAGCCCUGGAUUCUAUCAGGUACAGUGCAAUGACAGAUACAGAGAAGAAAGCAGCUGUUGAUUUAUUUAAUAGCAAGUGGAUGAAAUUUAUUGAUGAAACUAUCCAAAAAUAUGUGAAGAAACCUGUUGAAAUCUAUGAUGAGUUUAAAGAAGUGGAAGAAAUUACAGGAUAUUGAUGAACAUGUUUCAUAAGUUAAUUAAGAAUUACAAUAUUUUUGUAUGCAUAUUUAAUAUGUUCUCUUUUUAAUUUAAAAUGGAAUGUUUGAGUAUUAAUUCAAGUUUUGUUGUUGUAAAAAUUUUUUUAAGUUACAGGUAUAUUUGAUUUUAUCUUGUUUUAUUCUGGAUAUUGUAAGAUGCACCCAUGAAUCUUGUUUGUUUUUAUUGAUCAUGUUGAAAAGUUGUAAGAAUAUUCCCACUUGGAAUUCCAAUCCUGCUAGUGUUGCAAUUUUAGUAAGAAGUUCAGCUUUAAGUUGUCAUCCUUCAAUCUGUUUUACAGCUAUUAUUCUUCAAAUGUGCCAUAAUUUCACAUAAAAAGAUAUUAUGAUUUUUUUCUUUGACAAUCACAAUGGUGAAAUUUUAACUGUAUAUACAUUAUUGGGAUUUUAAUUCAUUUUAAGGUCCCAGUGUUUAAGGUACACAUUUUUGAAUACUUCCUUAUAAUUUUAAGCAGUAAUGCAUUUAGAGAACUAACUACAUGGAAUCAAAGGGCACUUAAGGUUCAGAACUGAACUGUUCAAUUUGUUUCAUUUAGAAGUAUUUGAUUUAGACGCUUGAACAAUUAUUUAUGCACUAAAACUUUUUUGCCAGAUAUUUUAGAAAUAAGCUCAGCAUUAAGUUAAUAACUACGAUAACGUACAAUUGUUACAUGUCAGCUUUGUAAAAAUUUGGUUCUUUAAAAUGCUAAGAUAAUUUUUCCUCCGUUGUUCUGUCUAAGGAGAUCUUAUGAUUCUGAUGUUCCUUAUAGUGUGAUCUUAUAUUAAGUCAAAAUUAAGGGGAAUUGAUGUUGAAAGAUAAUUGCUCUUAAUUAAAGUAUAAGUAUUACCACCA